AUGAAUAACUAAAAAGAGAGUGAAAAUGAUGAUGUAAUCAAUUAUAACUUAAUUAGUCUGAUAAAAGUCAAGUGAGUAUAACAGUUCAAUAGAAAAAUAAGGAAAGAUAAUUAAGAAAAAUCCAAAAGUUAUAAUCUUUAAUCAAUAAACCAUUUUAGUAAUUGACUGAUGAAGAACUUAAUAAAAGAAGAAUAUUAUCAAAAGUAUCAGAUCUUAUAGGUAAAACUAACAAUCCACAUUAAUUUUUAUAACCAUUAAAUCAUAAGUUUGUGCUUAAUAUAAAUCAUCUUCAAAAUGCAUCAAUCCCUAAAAUAACAUCAAAUUAAACAGAUCCAGAAAAAGACUAUGUAGAUUAUUUGAUGAUGAAAAAGUGUAAUCUUUAAUUAAUAUAUGAUAGAAAAGUAAUAAGAGUAAAUGAGGAGAUAGGCCAUAAAGAAAUAAAACUUAAAAGAAAACUAUGAUUAAUUAUGGCAACAAGAAGAAGAUUUAUCAGAUAAAGAAAUAAAAGAUACAUAUAAUGUUAAUAAAGCACUGACUAUAGUACAUAAAAGUUAGGUUUAAAAGGAAAAGUAAUUAAAAUCUGAUGAAAGAAUUUAUUUUGGUAAAAACUCUUAAUCAGUAUAAAGAAAUUCAAAUUUUCAAUCUUUAACUAAUUCUAGAUUAAUUUUGAUGUAGGAUUAAGAUAUUAAUGAAACUGAAGUAAAUUAAUAUUUUAAUAUAGUGCAGAGAACAAUAAGCCAGAAGAACUCUUAAGAAAAUGAAAACAAAAUAGGUUAUUAAUAUAGUUUAGUAAGCCACAAAAAAAAUAUUCAAUAAGAAAGAUGAAUAAAUUUAAAAGGAAUUAAUUAUGCAUUAAGUUUAUAAACAAAUGAAUAAAGAGAAAAAAAAAGAGAGUAUAAAAUCAAUAGAUAGCAUAUUUAGAAAUUGUAAUAUAUUAUAAUAAAUCUAUAAGCUCAAAAUGAGGAGAUUUUUCAGUAAUCCUAAAAUCAAAAAAUGAUAACUAAUAAAAUAAUGAGUGAAAACAAAUUUUUUUAACCUAAGAAAUUGAGUGAAAUUAAACCAAUUCAAAGUAGAGUCUAAUUAAGCCACAUUAUUUUAAAAUAAGAUUCUAGAACUGAUGAUUCUCCUCCUAGAUUUCAUAGUAGAAAGAUCAGCCUUAUUAAUGAUAAAAUUACUAAUUUAGUAUCUUAAAUAGAUUUAAUCUAACAAAAAGAAAUUGAUUAAUUAACCUUUAUUAAAUAAUUAGAAAAUGAACAAGAUUUAUAUAAGACAUAUAGAGAGUCCCUUUAGCCAGAUUAAAUUUAAGAUACUUUAAAAUCUUUAUUAGGUCCAAGUAACAAUAAUUAUAGAAAACCUUUUAGAUUUAAUAAUAAAAAGUUCUUUAAUUAGAUUUUAUGA
Molecule: messenger RNA, 1398 nt
Organism: Paramecium pentaurelia
Lineage: Eukaryota; Ciliophora; Oligohymenophorea; Peniculida; Parameciidae
Source: the annotation of a GenBank genome assembly